Molecule: messenger RNA, 576 nt
Organism: Entamoeba dispar SAW760
Lineage: Eukaryota; Evosea; Mastigamoebida; Endamoebidae
Exons: 1
Coding region: 1-576 (191 amino acids)
Source: RefSeq, a predicted model, not a curated record
AUGUCAACUGUAUAUCGUGAGAUGAGAAAUUACCAAGUAUACCAACAAGCUCUUUUUCUUGGAAUCUUAAACCAAUCUAGUUCUAUGAUUAUUCAAAAACCAAUUAAAAAAGCUAUUGUUACUCAACAACUUGUAACAGUAAGUUCAUUAAAAUUCUCAGCAGAUGAUCAAAUUGCAAUUAGUGACUUAAUUGAACGUAGAUGUAAAGAAAUGAUGAAGUUAGAUCUUUCUAAUGGAUUAAGAGAAAAGACAGCUAUUAGAAGGUAUGAAACAAAUAAAGUUACAGAAGUUCUUCAUCUUUUAAGUGAUAUUCUAAAUGAGUUUGGGUUUACAUUUAGAACAACUAAGACCACUGGAAAAAAUAAAUCUGCUAUAGCAGAGACUGUUAAUGUUAUGUAUUUUAAAGGACGUAAAGCUUAUUCUAGACAACAAAUAACUCAAAUCGGAAUGAAAAUUAAUCAAUACUUAUAUGAAAAAUGUGCUGAAGGUGAUGGAAAUACUAUUAUUGAAAGAAAUGAUCCAAUAAUACAUGAAUUAUUAGUAGGAAAUCAGUCUAUCGUAGUUUUUUCUUCUUAA